Lodderomyces pseudojiufengensis is the source of this 2193-nucleotide messenger RNA. It is a transcript of the gene ACF2, whose product is annotated as Acf2p. Gene Ontology annotation, cellular component: cell surface. Lineage: Eukaryota; Fungi; Ascomycota; Pichiomycetes; Serinales; Debaryomycetaceae. The transcript has a single exon. Bases 1 to 2193 code for a protein of 730 amino acids. Gene Ontology annotation, molecular function: glucan endo-1,3-beta-D-glucosidase activity; endo-1,3(4)-beta-glucanase activity. The record is from RefSeq and is a predicted model, not a curated record.
AUGGGGAUUAAAGAUUUGAAGAAUAAAUUUGAACGUCUUGGAUUACAUCACGAUCAGUCAAUUCCAUCUCAGAAGCCUUUUCAGGUGAAGCAACUGCAACCACAGCAAACUAAUUCAUCAAAAGAACAAAGUCAAGUUUCAAAGAAUGAUGAUAUUUUUAGUAAACCAAUAGCUACAAAUGAACCUCCAAAAAUAUUUGCAAGAAGAGAACAUUCAUUCAAACCCCAAGGAUGUACAUUAGAUCAACCAAUUCAAACAAAUAAUUUUUACAACAAUCUAACUCUCGAGGACCAAACAUUUCCCAUUUGGACUUUACCUUAUUCGCUAUGGCUCACCAAAGAUCCCGAUCAAGAUCAUGGAUUUGCUUUUAAUCAUACAGAUGCACAGCAAAGAGUGUUUGGACCAGAUCCAAACACUUCCACGUCUCAAUUUUAUUUUAACCCACCAAGAAUCAAAUCAUUCGUUUUAAGCAGUGAAAAUUUCGAUAAUGUUAAACUAACAUUACAUGAUCAUAGGAAAAAUUCAGUGACUGCAAGGUUAGAAAAUGAUCAAGGUUGUAUUGUAGUUCCUUUAUUGUAUGGAAUGGGAUUUAUUACUGCUAUUUAUGAUAGAAUUAAGCCUAUACUAGCUUCACAAGUGGGUGUUCAAGAGUUUAAAAAAGUCAGUAAAAUCGAUGGAUUGACUAAAUAUACUGUGAAGUUGUUUAAUCAUGUAGUUUGGUCAAUUUAUAGUGAUAUCGAUUUACAAUUAAAAGAUCCAAAUCAUAUUGUCGGUAAAACCCCAGGUACUGUUCAAAUAGCUCGUGGUGAUUCUCCUCAUUAUGAUGAAACAGUUGGUUGUUACCCUACCAGUUGUGAUAUAUCAGGUACAUCAAGUGGAGAAUAUUCAUUCAAUUACAACAUAGUAGGGAAGUCAAGAUCGGGAACUACACUUGUAUGGGCAUUACCACAUCAGCAAGAAGUGAUUAAGUCAAACGGGAACACCGAUCUAACAUUAGAUUCACCAACAAAAGGCUUAAUGAAAGCGUAUAAAACUAACUCAUUGAUAAUGCAAGAACAAAAUUUACCAAUAGAUAUCCUGUGGGAUCCUUGGACUUCAUUUGCUACUCACGCUAAAUAUUCAUCCUCGGCCAUACAACUAAUAGGCCAAGCUGCAACCGAUGAAAUUCAACAAGAUGUAGUAGGUAUGGCAAACAUUGACUCAAUGUACACAUCAGGGAAAAUUCUUGAUAAGUUUGCUUAUAUCGCAUUCGUAUGUCAUUUCAUAUUAAAAGAUGAAAAUUUGACUUUUCAAAUCCUUCCUAAAGUCAAACAAGCGAUUGAAAUAUUUGCACAGAAUCGACAAAAAUUUCCACUUGUGUAUGAUACUACUUGGAAAGGUUUGAUAUCAUCUGCUGAACCCGGGGCAGAUUUUGGUAAUUCAAACUAUAAUGAUCAUCAUUUCCAUUAUGGAUAUCACAUUCAUGCUAUAGCUUUAAUAGCGAAAAUAGAUGAAGCUUGGUUGCAUGACAAAAAUAAUUUAAUAUAUGAUUAUGCAGUAACGCUAUUGCGUGACACUGCAAGUCCCCAAGCUGAUGAAUUUUUCCCACAAUCAAGAUGCUUUUGUUGGUAUAACGGACAUUCAUUUGCCCAUGGAAUUUUUGCUUCUGGUGAUGGGAAAGAUGAAGAGUCAUCAAGUGAAGAUUAUCAUUUCGCUUAUGGUAUGAAAUUAUUUGCCAACGUCAUAAAAGAUCAAGCAAUGGAAAGCAGAGCUAAUUUAAUGUUAGCGAUAAUGAGAAGAUCGAUGAAUAUGUAUAUGCUUUUUUCAAAUGAUAAUAAAAUUCAACCAUCAAAGAUCAUAUCAAACAAAGUUUCUGGAAUCUUAUUUGAGAACAAAAUCGAUUAUGCAACGUAUUUCGGUAGAGGUACUAUUGGUGAUGAAUGGAUUCAUGGAAUUCACAUGCUUCCAAUAACACCUAUCUCGGGUUAUAUAAGAAACCCCAAAUUUGUGAAAGAAGAAUGGGAUUCGAAAUUAGCUCCAAUUAUAGACAGAAUACCUGACGGAUGGAAAGGUAUUUUGAUGUUAAAUAAAGCAUUGUUUGAUCCGAAGAGUUCUUACGAAUGGUUUGCAAGACCAGAUUGGAAUCCUGCUCAAAUUGAUAACGGAAUGUCUAGAACUUGGUCAUUAGCUUAUACUGCGGCAUUGUUAGGAUAG